Molecule: messenger RNA, 255 nt
Organism: Caenorhabditis remanei
Lineage: Eukaryota; Metazoa; Nematoda; Chromadorea; Rhabditida; Rhabditidae
Exons: 1
Coding region: 1-255 (84 amino acids)
Source: RefSeq, a predicted model, not a curated record
AUGCUUCUCCUGCCUCUUAUCUAUGCUUUUAUAGCGAUUGAGCUGAAAUAUUACAAUCAAGCAAUGACAAACAUAGCUAUUAUCAUUGGGUCAAUGCAUGGCUUCGUCUCUACAAUAGUGAUGUUAUUCGUUCAUCAUCCUUACAGAGAAGCGUUUUUGGAUAUUUUUAUCAGGAAAAAUGGUCAACAAGAUGAAGCGGAGAACAGGAGGAGUCGAUAUCUGAAGAAUAAUUCGAUUGGUAUACUCAAAUAUUAA